This is a messenger RNA of Lentinula edodes (shiitake mushroom), 1092 nucleotides long. RefSeq names its product Tho complex subunit 7-domain-containing protein. Gene Ontology annotation, cellular component: THO complex part of transcription export complex. The record is from RefSeq and is a predicted model, not a curated record. Gene Ontology annotation, biological process: mRNA processing. The coding region runs from base 61 to 1002 and encodes 313 amino acids. Lineage: Eukaryota; Fungi; Basidiomycota; Agaricomycetes; Agaricales; Omphalotaceae. The transcript has 4 exons.
GUUGUGCCUGAGAUUGUUAUUUGGCCUUUUCAACUCCAACCCCAUUUACCCUACUGCCCUAUGCCAGUCACCGUAGAACAUUUGAGUACAAAUGGCAUAAAAGGUUCUGCGCAGCCUCAAAUUGCCAUUACUCCACUUACUCCUGAAGAAGAAGAACGCAUCGUCAAUACACGAAUCACAAACGAUGAGCGACCACUCAAACGCAUAAUAAAGAGAUUUCAUCAUUACAUUAACGUGGCGCAUGCACCACUCCUUCCAUCGGUUCCUAGUGGGUCCGUAGAGGACGCGCGGGAGAGUUUUCUCGUCGAGCUAGCCUCUUUUCAACUUUUGUUGAAGAAGAACGCCAUGAUUUGCGAAGCUGAAGCACGGCAGGUCGAGGAAUACCAAAGAGAAAAACAUCGAAUCGACCUCGAGCACAAUACGCUUCGUGGACAAAUUGAACAGCUCAAGACCUCACUAGAGGAAGCGCAGCUAACCCGUAAACGUAAGAUGGAGUACGACCUGAUUGCAGAGAAAGUGAAUACUCUUCCUAGCAGAGAAGAGCUAGAAAAGACCAUAGAGGCUUUGGAGAAUGAUAUGGUCGCCAUCCGGGAUGAGCAUGAAACGCAGUCUCGAACCAUACAGAGUCAAAAAGUCGCUUUGGAUGGUAUCAUCUCGGACUUGGGCUCACUACGGUUUCAUGGCGGAGAUCCUACGGUCUCUGGUGUACCCUCACAUAGAGGUACACCUACAUUCGAGAGUAGAGCUUCUGAAGGCCUGGAAGAGCUUGAAAGUAUACAAGCUAGCGAAGUCACUCUUGGACUUUCAAAAGGCGACGAAAGGGAAGAGGGAGAAGAAGGAGAAGAGAAGCCACCGGAGCUGGAAGUCAACGGCGAUAUUGAAAUGGGAGAGGUCGAGGAGAAAACGAAAAACUCUCGGGCGAGAAAGGCAAGAGAGGAUUUAGAAGAAGGAGAGGCAACGGAUGCGAGCAGUGAACUUUCUGAACCUCCAGACAAUAUUUGAUUGUAUUUUCACGUUUACUGUAUUGUUGCUCACACAUAUGUAAAGGUCAAAGAUUCGACAAAGAUUUCUUUGCGGAUAUGGUCAAAGGCC